Messenger RNA from Peronospora matthiolae, 1182 nucleotides. The record is from the annotation of a GenBank genome assembly. NCBI's taxonomy places the organism in Eukaryota, Oomycota, Peronosporomycetes, Peronosporales, Peronosporaceae.
AUGGCACCUGCGCCUGCUAGCAAGUGGGUCUUCCCACAGCUGCGGGCAAUGCUCCUGCAGUCCCCCACUCACACCCGGGACGACGCAGAGAAGGAGAACACUGAAUCGGAUCUUGCGUCCGUGUUUUGCACGCCAAGUCUCACAGAGUCCAACGUCCCAUGGCGAGUCGAGCACCAGCUGCGACGGACCACCUGCGUCUUUAUUGAACACUUGGCUCAAUUGCUGGAAAUGCCGACAGCGCCCAGUGUGACGGCGCAAUUGUAUGUACAAAGGUUCUACAUGAUGCACUCGUUUGCGACGCACGACCGAUUUCUCGUUGCCACGGCGGCGCUGUUUUUGGCUGGGAAGACGGAGGAGUUCCCGGUCAAGGUCCGCUAUGUCACCGAGUGUUCCAUGUACCUGUUAUUGUGUCGCGAGAAAGCCUUCGAGAAGAUUAGGGUUAAUCAUUCCUUACAUAAGUCGAGAAAAGUAACUAUGGCUGUGUGUGCUCGACGCACGCCGCCACCUGUUGCUGUGCUACCUUUCAACAAGAAACAAAAACGUGAUUUGAAGAACAAACCAGGUGCAAUAAAUAGCUCAACUCAUGGCAAUGAUAAGGAAGCAACCAAUGCGAAACACUUGGAGUGGCUCAAGGCAUUGUUGGAGGUUGUGGAAGUCGGUGAAAUUGAAGCGAAUACAAGCAAAGUGCUGCUGCUUGAACGGAUCUUGUUGCUGACCUUGUCGUUCGAAAUUGGGUCGCCACAGCCGUUUGCGUAUAUUGCACCGCACAUGGAAAAAGUGUUUAAUCUGGACGCGAUGCACCCGGAUAUUUCGUACGAGAAUAUUCGUCAAAUCACGUUCUUGCUGGUCGCGGACGCAGUGAAGAGUGGAUUGUGUCUUGCGUUCGACUGCUUCGCACUUGCUGCGGGUGCGGUGUAUUUGGCCUGCUUAUAUCAAAACCAGGUUGGGCCGAAUGUAGCUACUGAGACGAAUGACCCGUGGUGGACUACCCUCAGACUUACUGAACAAGAAUUGGAAGAAGUUGCGCGAUGCUACUUGUGGAUGUACGAAGACGGCAACGGCGAGAAAGCACGUGGACUCGGACCUGGCUUUCUAGACUUAUGGGAACGCUACCGGCCGAAAGAUAAUUUGCCUGACCUUGAGUAUAUCAAGGCGCUGGACGCUGGCUUACAGACGCCGUAA